GCACGCUGGGAGUUGUAGUCUCUCGGCGUGCCGUCAAGCGAAACGCCACGGCGGCUUUUGCGACGGCGGCGCCGUAAAGCGCGGCGUGUUGUUGACAGCGGCGGGCGGAGUCGGAACUCGGCCCGGCGAGGGACGGAGUCAUGAGCAAAGCCAGGAGGCCGCCCCCGCCGCCGGGCCGUGGCGCCGCCAUCGCCAGGCAGAUGGGUUUGCUGGUGGAUCUCUCUCCGGAGGGGAUGGCGGGGGACGACGCUGGGGAUGAUGCCGCCGAGCUGGAGGCCGAGCUGCUGGCGCUGGUGGGAGGCCGAGCCGCGCCGGGAGAGAAGCCCAAGGGGAAAACCCCUUUGCCGAUGGAGGCGAUUGAGAGGAUGGCCGCUCUGUGCAUGAAGGACCCGGACGAGGAGGAGGAGGAGGAGGCAGAUGAUGACGAAGAGCUGGAAGACGAAGACGAUCUCAUGGCGGAGCUGCAGGAGGUGCUGGGUGAAGGGGAAGGGAGCGGGGACGCGCCGGCGCCUCUUGCCAAGGUGCCGGAGGCGCCUCCGGAGCCCAACGACAUCGAGUCCACGCUGGCGGAGCGGGCGAGCAUGUACCGGACGGCCAUCGCCAACGCCCGGCAGGCCGGGGACGGCUCCAAGGUGCGGCGCUACGAGAGGGGCCUCAAGACACUGGAGAACAUGCUGGCUUCUGUCAAGAAGGGAAAAAAGAUCGACGAGGAGGAAAUUCCCCCUCCGGUAGCGCUGGGGAAGGCUGGGAGCUCACCGCAGCCCGUCCCGGCGUCCCCGCUGCCCGCCGCCCGCCCCGGCUCCCCGCAGCCGCCGCCGCAGCCGCCCCCCGUUCUCCCGAAGCCCCAGGUCCUUCCCGUCAGCUCUCUGCAGACGAAACCGGCUCCUUCCUCGCCGUCUUCCCACCCGGGUAACGAUUUGGGUUCCGACCGUGCCGGCGUCGAGGCGCUGCUGCGGGCGCGGCAGCGGGAGUACAAGCUGGCGGCGCUGCACGCCAAGCAGCGCGCGGAUCUGGAGACGGCCACGAAGUGUUACCGGGUGGCAAAGAGUUUUGAUUCCCUGCUCGAAGCGGUGGGGAAGGGCCAGCCCGUGGAGCUGAGCAGCGUGCCACCUCCUCCCGACCAGCUGCCGAAGGAAUCGUUGUCGCCUGGCCGGCCGCAGUCUGCCACAGCGGCGCCUGCGCCAGAAGCUAAACCGGCAUCUCCCGUGGCAGACGUCCCCCCGCCUCCCCGGGAUACGCUGGAAGCUCUGCAGCAGAGGAUGGAGCGGUACAAGGUGGCGGCGGCGCAGGCCAAGAGCAAAGGAGACGACCGGAAGGCGCGGAUGCACGAACGCAUCGUUAAGCAAUACCAGGACGCCAUCCGGGCGCACAAAGCGGGGAAAACGGUGGAUUUUUCGGAGCUGCCCGUUCCGCCAGGCUUCCAGCCCAUCCAGGGCGCAGAGACGCCGUCCGGAGAGCAGAGCAUCACCGGCGUGUUGGAAACGGCCAUGAAGCUGGCCAGCCAGGAGGUCCACGAGGAGGAGGAGGAGGAGGACGGCGCUGAGAAGGCAAAGCCUGCCGCCCGCCCUGCCCCGGCGAGAGCCGUUACCGCCUCGCAGCCCAAACAGCCGCCUCCCCGACCUUCCUCCACGGGCGCCCCGAAUCCCACCGCGGCGACCAAACCAACCCCCAAAACCGCGACGAAAGCCCAGCAGCAGCUGACGUUCCUGGAGGGCAGGAGGAAGCAGCUGAUGCAGGCCGCCCUCCGCGCCAAGCAGAAAAACGACAUCGAAGGGGCGAAACUCUUCCUGCGGCAGGCCAAAGGGCUGGACCCCAUGAUCCAGGCCUCGCAAAACGGCUUGCCCGUCGACAUCACCAAGGUCCCCGAAAUCCCCGUGAAUAAAGAGGAUUUUGCGCUCGUGCAGCGUCGCGGGGUUCACGUCUCCCCCGAGGCGGCCGGCCAGUACCUGGAGCUGAUGAAGGUGAUCCGGCAGCAGCACGAGAUGUGCGUGAAUUACUCCAAGCAGUUCACCCACCUGGGCAACAUCGCGGAGACGACCAAGUUUGAGCAGCUGGCCGAGGAUUGCAAGCAGAACGUGGAGAUCCUGAAGCAGGCUCACGCCCGGGGCUUCCCGCUGCCCAAAUACCACUACGAGCAGCGAACCUUCACUGUCAUCAAGAUCUUUCCGGAGCUGAACGGCAACGACAUGGUGCUGUCGAUAGUGAAAGGGAUCAACCUCCCGGCGCCGCCAGGUGUGGCUCCCAACGACCUGGACGCCUUCGUGCGCUUCGAGUUCCCCUACCCCAACGCGGAAGAAGCUCAAAAAGACAAGACCAACGUCAUCAAAAACACCGAUUCUCCCGAAUUCAGGGAGCAGUUCAAGCUGUACGUGAACCGGGGGCACCGCGGGCUCCGGCGCGUCCUUCAGACCAAAGGCAUCAAGUUCGAAGUGGCGCACAAAGGGGGCCUGUUCAAGACCGACCGCGUCCUCGGCACGGCCCAGCUCAAACUGGAGGCGCUGGAGACGACCUGCGAGGUUCGGGAGAUCCUCGAGCUCCUGGACGGCCGCCGGCCCACGGGGGGGAAGCUGGAAGUGAUCGUGCGGAUCAGGGAGCCCCUGAGCUCCCAGCAGCUGGAAACCAGGACGGAGCGCUGGCUGGUCAUCGACCCCAUCACCGUGCCGCCGGUCGCUGUCCCCAAACCGGCCGUCGCUCCCGCAAAGGAGGGGAACGGCAGCCGCGCCACGCUGCCCAGCCUCAACCUGCUGGCCUUCGAGCGGGAGAAGCUGGAGAAGAAGAUGCUGACCUACGCGCAGGCGCAGCGGCCGGUGCCCCCCGAGCUGCGGGACCAGCACCAGGACGUCGUCCGGCGCAGCCAGAACCUGCGGUCGCGCCUGCAGCGCGGCGACCCCCCCUUCCGCAAAGAGUACCUGGCCCAGCUGGAGCGGUACCUGCACCUCUACACCGAGACGGCGCGGCGCCUGGGCACCGAGGGCAAGCGGGAGGCGGCCAAGGAGGCGCUUUACAAGAGGAACCUGGUGGAGAGCGAGCUCCAAAAACUCCGCCGAUGAGCUCCCCCCAGGGGCUGGGACCGAGGGGGGUGCAGGCACUUUGGGGGGGCACACGGGACCCCCCCCUCCUGGCGCUGCUGUGACAAUCACAGGGAUCAGAGCUGCUACGUCCCCUCCUGGUGUCCCCCCCCCCGGGACAGGGUGACACUACCCCCCCCCCCCCCACUCCAGGGGUCCCCGUGUCCCCCCCAAGCACUUUGCCCCCCCUCCACCAAAGCGGGUCCCCAGGAAGGGACCGUCCCUGCUGUCACCCCCCCUAAGUGCCUGUCCCUGGGGGGGCCGGGGGGGGGGAGCGGGCUGCACAACGGGUUUAUUUUGUGCUUUCGCACACAAAUCUAUAAAGUUUUUAAGAAGAAAAA
Grus americana (Whooping crane) is the source of this 3409-nucleotide messenger RNA. It is a transcript of the gene CC2D1A, whose product is annotated as coiled-coil and C2 domain containing 1A. The transcript has 30 exons. Bases 141 to 3050 code for a protein of 969 amino acids. NCBI's taxonomy places the organism in Eukaryota, Metazoa, Chordata, Aves, Gruiformes, Gruidae. The record is from RefSeq and is a predicted model, not a curated record. Gene Ontology annotation, biological process: regulation of transcription by RNA polymerase II. Gene Ontology annotation, cellular component: nucleus. Gene Ontology annotation, molecular function: RNA polymerase II cis-regulatory region sequence-specific DNA binding; DNA-binding transcription repressor activity, RNA polymerase II-specific.